AUGGCCGACGCAGACGAAGACGGCAUGUUGCGACCUUCCUCCGUGGAUCCCUCCUCCAGCAUCGAUCACGACGUCUCUGACGAGACUCAAGAUUUCCGCUUUCUGAACAACGUCUCUUUGCACUUCAGCUUUUCCGAUCCUACCCAGCAAACCCUGCCGCGCCGUGGAGAAAAGGACUUUGAACCAAACCCUACCCUUCACCAAGCAGACACGCUUGCGGCAUCCCGGGAUGCUAUGCACAAUGCACUCGUCUUUCCCCGGUUGCAUAAUCCCAAGAAUAAAGUUGUGGGCAUCUUCUGUCCAGAUGGAAUCCUGGAACCCGUAGCGUCACGGCCGGAUAAAGCAUUAUCGGAAAUGGAUGCUGAGAUCGGAUUUCCAGAAGGCGAGGACGAGGGUAAUUUGAGCGCUCCAACUAAGCAGGAUGUGGACAGGCAGGUCUACCGACCCCGCGGGGCUGACCUUUGCGUGUGCGUCCCGAAUCCUCGUGGCCAAUAUUUCAGAGCAAUGGGCCAAGCAGAUCAGUUCAAUAGAAUGUGGCUGUUGCCGGAAGAAGCGUUAUACCUUUUGGAACGCGGAAGUAUGGACAUUAGAUGGCCAGUAGAAUCGUUCGAGAGCAAAAGAAUGAUUGAUGCCGCAGAUGCUAUGGAGCAAGGUGUUCCGAUGAGUUUGCAAGCAGCCUAUGCGUGCUUUAUUGGACGUGGAGGAUUGUCCAUAGAACGCUAUACCGUAUACGCGGGAUUAAAAAGAGGUGGAUAUGUCGUUAUUCGUGCAGAAGGGUGGGAAGAGAACAAUUCUGAAAUACCGGAAACCGCGGAGACUGACCAGGGAAUGGGGGAUGUAUCCACUGAACCACAGCCGGGUCUUUUAGGACGCUUAUCGCGCCUUUUCUAUUCUAUUAUCAAUUCACAAUCGGCAUGUUCUACCGCCCAUGGGCCGGUGAUAGGCUUGGGAAUUUACAGAAGUUACAACGACAUCUAUCGUGCCCUCUCGAUCAUUCCAGGCUUUAAACCGGAUAUCCCAGAUUCAGACCCGAAAAUUAUAUCGUCAAUUGCCCAUUCAACCUCGCCUUACCGCCUUGCGUUCAAUGUCUACAAGCCUUCAACCCCGUUUCGCAAAUCCCUCCCGGGCACACCAGAUUUCCGCCUUGCUGUAAUAAACGCCCGAACACAUCCCACCCUACCGUCGCUUACAGAACUCGGCUCCCUCUUAGCAAGUACACCGUUAACACCCCCGCGCGGUGAAAAAUUGGAUCGUCUAAUGUACAUGCGGCUGCGACAUGGAUGGCGGAACGUUAUCCUUGGUAUUGUUGACCAGGGAGUCGUCAGCUAUUUGAGAGUUGCGGAUGCUGGCUUCUGCAAGGAGCCGCUGUACGAGCAGAAAUUAGCAACCAUAGGCCCUGGCGGCAAAGGUGGUAGGAGGCCGCCAGGGAAGAAGGGAGGACGAUAG
Molecule: messenger RNA, 1446 nt
Organism: Coccidioides posadasii C735 delta SOWgp
Lineage: Eukaryota; Fungi; Ascomycota; Eurotiomycetes; Onygenales; Onygenaceae
Source: RefSeq, a predicted model, not a curated record